Messenger RNA from Rhopalosiphum maidis (corn leaf aphid), 3015 nucleotides. RefSeq lists its product as uncharacterized. The record is from RefSeq and is a predicted model, not a curated record. The coding region runs from base 463 to 2613 and encodes 716 amino acids. The transcript is spliced from 8 exons. NCBI's taxonomy places the organism in Eukaryota, Metazoa, Arthropoda, Insecta, Hemiptera, Aphididae.
CAGUCUCUUGGCGCGUGCACGCCGACCCGCUCGCGCGAUACUUACGUGUACUCGCGGACCGACGCGACAACUUAAAUUAAUUUGAUAUUACACGACCCGCGGUUCGUCGGUACCGUUAUUAUUGCUAACUCGUAAUAUCGCGCACGCCUUUUUUUUUAUUCUUCCGAGCUUUCGCGCCACGCGCUCGCAGUGACUACGUUUCCCGUGUGCGACACACGUCGUGCAAAAGUUCCGUCCGGUAUAAAAGAUACGCACUACGUCUUUUGGUUUUCUUCUUUAGCCGCGACUUUUGACGUCCGCCGCGGGUCGUAUAUAGUACAAAUACGACGCGUUAUCCGCCCGGACGAAACGCGGAAAGGGCCACGCAUUUAUAAUUCCUAAUUUCACGAUUAUGCACGAUUCAAAAUAAAGAAGAGAUGUACGUUUUUUACGCAAAAAAAAAUAUGCAUUAAAAUCACGAAUAUGGAUAAAAAUAUUACUCCUACGUCGGAUUUAGCUUCUCUGGAUUGCUGGGAUUAUACAAUCGAGUUGGAAUGUCUUCGCGGUCCACAAGACUUACAGCUAGCCGCUGAACUAGGCAAAACUCUGUUAGAGAGAAAUAAAGAAUUGGAAACCAACUUGAGGCAACAACAAAAUGUCGUGGAAGAUCGCAAUCAAGAGAUCGAGUAUCUUACCAAACAAACGGCCGCUCUGAGAGAAGUGAACGAUUCCAGGUUGCGUAUUUACGAGCAACUGGAAAUCAGUAUUCAGGAUCUAGAGAGAAAUAACCAGAGGCUCGUUCAAGAAAACAUUAAUGACAAAAAACAUAUAAAAAGUUUAUACGAUACAAUCGAAAGUUUGGAAAGUCGCUGCGAAGAUUUGCAGCACCUAGUCGACGACAUGGGUCAUUUAAAAAAAGACGACAGCGUAGUCAGCGAAGGUAGUGGCAGUGGUGGAGCUGUGAUCGAAGAUCAAGAUGAAUAUGCUAAACUUGCUUCACAAUUGGAGCAUGCGAAAAAUCUAAGAGUCAAGGAACAGAGAAAAGUGUCUGAACUAGAACAAAACGUGUCCUUACUUAUACAGGAGAACACUAGUCUAGAAGAAAAAGUAAGUGUAAUGCAACAAAAAGACGAAGAACUGAAAACGCUCCAAGAUCAAAUCGUCUAUUUAGAAGAAAUUAGGCAAGGAAACCUAUGUCGGCGUUGUCAGCGUAGUACUGACCCAAACCUAUUCGAUGAGUAUUCAGUGUAUGAUGACGAUGAUGACACUGAUGAUAUUAGUGCUAUAGGAUCAUAUGUCGAAACUCACAAACACGAAGUCUUGCAACAAUUACAAGAGACGUUGGGGGAGAACUAUUCCGAGGACAACCCGUACCGAAUAUUGGUGGACAAAUACGAGGCGCUGUUGAAGAUCCAACAGAAGCACAACGCGUUCACGCCGAUGGUGCCGUCGACCAACGUCAACAACAACAACACCGUCGGCAACAAGGACGGCCAGAAUCGGGGCAUAUCGCUGCACGAGGAGCUGCAGAUGUCCGGGCAGUUCUCGUCGUUUAAUGGCAACGCGUCGGAUAGCGACGACAGCAGCGACGACGAAGGCCUGCCGAACAACGGGCGGGCGGCACCCGGAUCGGGAACCAUCGGCGGCGGUGGGACCCAGUGCAAGUAUUCCGAGACCGAGACGACGUCGUCGUCGGGCUUCUCGGACGAGACGAGCAACAAGUGCACGCAAACCGAAACGUUCUUCACCGGUUCGUUCCUGUGCACCAUUUCGGACGGCGAUGACUGCCGGUUCAGCAUCUACGACGACGCUAGCCCGGUGGAGAGCCGGUUCCGGAAGACGCCCGAGUACCGUCAACUGUUCCGCGAGAUAUUCGCCGUGCUCAAACGGGCGGCUGAGGCCAAGGACGAGGGCGAGAGACUGCCGCUGCUCCAGGACGACGACCGCGGCUACGAGGGCGAAGACGUCGACGACGCCACUGACACUCCGACCUGCGGCCGUUCGUCCGCGUCGGCGACCGGGACACCGCGAGUGCCGCCGGCCACACCGGCCUGCGAGCACAACCCGUUAAUGUCGACCAUAGAAUCGGAGACGGUCGAACGGCGUCCGACCACGCCACCACCGCAACCACCAUCACAGCAACGGCAACAGUUGGACGACCAACAACGACCGCAACAGCAGCGAGCCGAGCAACAGCCACAACCGGCUGCAGUGGACGAACAGCAACAGCAACAGCAGCAGGAGCCACGCCGUCGCCGCCGGGACAUCAUCGAGGAGUUUGCGUCCAUAGUCAAGCACAAGAAACACGUCCGGCACCGCAAGCCGGCCACUGCUAAUCAACAGUCCAAGGACAUUAGCCAUCUGGUGGACUUCAAGUGGACCGACCAGGUGACGCGCCGGCAGCCCAGGAGCGGCAGUGGCGACAGGCCACCGUCGUCGCACAGGGCCACGUGGUGCGCCGUCCCUAAUGAUGGCGCGGAAGCGUCGCCCGCCGUGGCCCAACCGUACGCCAGCACUGCGUCUCAGGAAGUGGCUAAGCUCAAGAUGCUGGACAAGUCGUACGCCGAGGUGUUAAGAAGGAGGAAAGUGCUACCGUCUACGUCCAACAGGCCGCAAUCGCAUUACCAACAUUAACGAGAUCGUAUGUUAUGAUUACGAUCCUCCGCUAAUAUGGGUUAUGAUUACUUGUUAAUUCUACGUAUUUAAAAUUGUUUUUUCAAAUCCUUUAUUCCUAUAAUAUUAUUAGCCCGUCGCGGGGUUGAACAAAAAUUUAAAAAAAAAAACAAAUUAAGAUUAAUAAAAGUCUCCCAAUGAUUUGUGAUCCUGUGGGAUUUUGAUUGCUCCCAUUAUUAAUAUUAUUAUUUAAACUCCUUUUUUAUUAUUAUUAUUAUUAAUGUUGAUAAUUCACUAUCAAGGUAUCUUAAUUUAGUAACUAUAUGUACCUAUUAUAUAGUAUUAGCGUACCUCUACUGAGUUUGUUUCCACCGUUGGUUUUUUUGUAUUCAUAAUAUUAAUAACGAUAUUUUAUACUUAUAA